This is a messenger RNA of Phlebotomus papatasi, 1913 nucleotides long. RefSeq names its product zwei Ig domain protein zig-8-like. The record is from RefSeq and is a predicted model, not a curated record. NCBI's taxonomy places the organism in Eukaryota, Metazoa, Arthropoda, Insecta, Diptera, Psychodidae. Gene Ontology annotation, cellular component: neuron projection membrane. The transcript has 7 exons. Bases 423 to 1289 code for a protein of 288 amino acids. Gene Ontology annotation, biological process: synapse organization.
AGUACGGAUUUGCCUCUUGUGGAACUUAAACGUGUACAGGACUUUACUAAUGCAGUAACAAGUGAAAUUGUGAGUAGUUUAGAACACUACUGAUAACUCCUUGUGCGUGUGGAGGGUUUGUUAUAUUGCAAGUAAAACCCCUCAAGACAAUAGUCAACUGUGAGGCACUGUAUGUGUCCUCAGGAAGACAAUGAGGGCCUCAGGACAUGAUAUUGUGUAGUGGAAAAUUGGUGCUAAUCCCAGGAUUACACAACCCUAUACAAUGGAUAUCAAAAUUGGAUUAAGUGCUGCAGUAAACUGGACAAUACCCAUUCAUUGGGGAUACUUGUGAAUUGGCAGAUAUAACUGAACUUUUGUGGUUCUUAAUCAUUUGUCCUGGGAAAAGGCAUCUCAGUGUUUGUGUGAGUGUGAGAGUAAAAAAAAUGGAGAGAUAUCUUCAUCACACCAUAAAAUUGGGGGUGUUCGUCGCAUUUUUAGGCCUCGCAUUUCAAGGUCAACUGAGCAGAGCGGAUAGUGAAAGAGCCAAUCUUCAGCCCUACUUUGACUUCAAUGUACAGAGAAAUGUCACGGUGUCCGUGGGUCAAACGGCUUUUCUGCACUGUCACGUUGAACGCCUUGGUGAUAAGGCAGUUUCAUGGAUCCGAAAGAGGGAUCUUCAUAUCCUGACCGUGGGAAUACACACCUAUACAUCGGAUAUGCGCUUUCAGAUCUAUCGACUUCAGAAUUCAACUCAGUGGAAUCUGAUGUUGAAAUAUCCCCAAAAGCGUGAUUCAGGAGUGUACGAGUGCCAGAUCAACACGGAACCGAAGAUGUCGUUGUCGUAUACUUUAAACGUUAUUGAACUGAAAGCUGAUAUAUUGGGUCCAUCAGAUCUCUACGUGAAAUCUGGCAGUGAUAUAGAUUUAAUUUGUAAACUAUCGCAUCGCUUGGCGGAUGGUGCCAAUUUAUUCUGGUACAAAGACAGUGAUAUUUUGGAGGCGGCAACAAAUGCAAAUGAAAUUUCCACUGAUACGUCCAGGAGGAUUACAGUGGACACAGACUGGACUGAUGGAUUAACUUCCAGGGUGACUAUUCGUCGGGCAGUUCCAAGUGACACAGGGAAUUACACAUGUUAUCCCACAAUCGCGAGCUCCUCCAGCGUCUACGUUCAUGUCAUUAUUGGCGAACACCCUGCAGCGAUGCAGCAUAACUCUGCAACAUCCCCAUCUUUGCCAUGGAACACCAACUACAUCUUUGUAGUGAUCAUGACCUUUGCCAAAGUACUCCAAUUUGGGGUCACUGGCAGAUGAAAAUCCAGAAGUACCAUCAACUUGGUGCACGAUGGAUAGACAUAAAUUUCAUCAAGAGACAUUUUGGAUGUUCUUGUCAGCCUUCCCAGUAAAGGAGGUUCUGAUACUUGCGUCGGAUGUGAGAGUGUUUUUAAUUGAAAGAAGAAAACAUUUAAUUAAAUUCUGCAAAUGUGGUGAUUGUUUCGGGAAAAAUACAGUUGUGAAUUUCAAAAUUGCACUGUAAGUGCAUGAACGUCUUUGAGAUGGAUUGUUGACGAGAUUGUUGUGUUUUAUCAAGAUGAUACUUUCUCUAUAGAAGAAGACUGAUACAGAUAAUUGAGUUUGUUUUACUCGAACCGUAUAGUUUAUAUCCUAAUUUUAAAUUCUUUUGACCACUUUAUAGUAUAUAACCACCUGUUGGCUAUUCCAAAAGUCUAGGAUGAAAAGUCCAUUUGAACCCUCUUUGGCCUCUACUGAAACGAUUAAUAGACGAAGUCACAUGCAACACGAAUUAUUUCACUCUGGUAGGUGGAAAAAAAUCAAAGAGAAAAAGUGUAUAGUUUUAUACUUUUGACUCAUAUUGUGGAUAAAAAAUAGCGUUGUAAAAAGAAAUAAAAAUAAAAGAAAACAUCUAGAUAAAUAAAA